Pantherophis guttatus is the source of this 6316-nucleotide messenger RNA. RefSeq names its product RAS and EF-hand domain containing (gene RASEF). NCBI's taxonomy places the organism in Eukaryota, Metazoa, Chordata, Lepidosauria, Squamata, Colubridae. The record is from RefSeq and is a predicted model, not a curated record. Gene Ontology annotation, molecular function: GTPase activity; GTP binding; calcium ion binding.
UCGUCAGAAGUGGAAUUCACACCUGUGACGGACCAGCCCCGUCUUCCCCGUUCCUAUACGUCUGGCAGGCCGCAGGGCGGUCGCGCCCGGGCGGACGCUCUCAAAGCAGCUCUCUCCACUGGGAGGCAGGGCGGGCGCUGGGGCGAAAUUCUUGGGAAGAACUUUUCCUUCUCGAGGGGUGGAGCGGAGAAGGGGCGGCCUGGAAGGCAGCCGGCAGCAAAAGCACGGAUUCGGGCGCGGAGAGUCGCCGGUCUUUCCUUCCCGGAUCGGGGUUCCCCGCCGCUUGGAGCCGUCGAGGCGUCUCCACGAGCCCGCCGCCCUCGCUCGCCGUGUGAUGGGCUCCUCCGCGGGGGAGCAGGUAGACUUGGACGAAGGUGGCCGGCUCCGCUCGCUCUUUCUGGCCUGCGACGUGAAAGGUUCCGGCCGGAUCGAGCGCGAUGACUUCGGCUCGCUCUGCGCCGAGCUGAGGGUCCGGCCGGCGGAGGCCGAAGCUAUUUUUCAGCGUUUGGACACUGACCGAGACGGCGCCAUCACUUUCCACGAGUUCGUUCGGGGCUUUCGCGGCGUCGCUCAACCGCAGAGGCGGCGGAGCGACUGCGAGGAGCUCCCCGGGGAAGAGAGCGGCGCUUUCGGUGCCUUCGCCGGGAUGGCGGCGGCGACGGGAUCUGCGGUGGGUCCCAGCCAGGCCUGGCGGGAAUUUGAGCUUCGGCUCGGGGAAGAGGCGGGCUUCAUUCCCAGACAAGAGCAGGUCUGCAUUCUGUAUCAGAACAUCAAUAUAGUGGAACCACGAUUAAUUCAACCAUAUGAAAAUGUUAUUAAGAACUUUAUUAGAGAGAUCAAGCUGCAGAGUACAGAAAUGGAGACCUUGGCCAUUGCUGUAAAAAGAGCACAAGAUAAAGCAGCCAUGCAGCUUGGUGAACUAGAAGAGGAGAUGGAGCAACGCAUACAGGCUACAGAACGUAAAGUCAAGAAGGAGGAGAAGCGUAAAGCAGAAGAAGCUUUGAAUGAUCUCAAGCGUCAAUAUGAAACUGAAGUGGGGGAUCUCCAAGUGACAAUAAAAAAAUUAAAAAUGCUUGAGGAACAAUCUAAACACAUUAAUCACAAAGAAGAUUUGGCAGUAUUAAAAAGAAGGAUACAUGAUCUGACCUUGGAAAACCAGAAACUUAAAAAAGAUCUUAUGGAAGCACAGACAAAUAUAGCUUUCCUUCAGAGUGAAUUAGAUGCUUUAAAAAGUGAUAUUGCAGAUCAAAGUUUGAAUUCAGAAAGAGAUCUAGACAUGAUCAGAGAGUACACUGAAGACAGAGAUAGCUUGGAGAGGCAGAUAGCAAUAUUACAGUCAGCUAACAGGAAACUACAUGACAGUAAUGAUGGCUUAAGAAGUGCAUUAGAGAACAGUUGGAGUAUAUACAACAGAUCACUGCGUCUAACAAAUAUUUCCCCUGGAAACACAGUGUCCAGAAGCAGUCCCAAAUGUGGUCGUGGCCAUUCUCCCCAAAAUCCACAAUACGACAGGCUGUCUCAUUCAUCCUACGUGGAUGAAGAGUAUGACUCCCUCGCACUUUGUGAUCCAAUGCAGAGGAUAAACUGUGAAGUUGACAGCUUGCCUGAAAGCUGCUUUGAUAGCGGCUUGUCUACAUUAAGAGAUUCCAAUGAAUAUGAUUCAGAAGUGGAAUCCAAGCAUCAAAGAACAUCUGAGAGAACACAGUGUCUGCAGGAAAACUUCCCGGGUGAUGCUUCUGACACAGACGUCCCAGAGAUACGAGAUGAAGAGGUAUACAGUCCUGAUGACGUAAAUACAGUAUUGUAUUGGAAACCUGAACAAUCAGUCAAUCAAAGCAGUUCUCGAGCUUCGACAAGGAAACACAUCCCUGCAUUCUCUCCACAGGUUGAUUCUAUACACAACAAUUCCAAAUACCCAAGCUCAGAGAAGGCCUACAAGAUAGUUCUUGCCGGGGAUGCAGCUGUUGGAAAAUCUAGCUUUCUUAUGAGGCUUUGCAAAAAUGAAUUUCGAGGAAACACCAGUGCAACCCUGGGGGUUGAUUUUCAAAUGAAGAGACUCAUUGUUGAUGGAGAACCUACGGUGCUACAGCUUUGGGAUACUGCUGGUCAAGAGAGGUUCCGAAGUAUUGCUAAGUCUUACUUCAGAAGAGCAGAUGGAGUGCUUCUACUGUAUGAUGUUACUUGUGAAAAAAGCUUUCUUAAUGUUCGAGAAUGGGUGGAUAUGAUAGCGGAUGCCACACAUGAAAAUAUCCCAAUCAUGAUGGUGGGAAACAAAUCAGAUCUUCGUCAGACAGCUUCUGAAGAAGGACUGAAAUGCGUACCUCUCAACUAUGGAGAAAAGUUGGCCAUGACUUACAGUGCACUAUUCUGCGAAACAAGUGCUAAAGACGGCUCUAAUAUUGUUGAGGCAGUGCUUCAUCUUGCUCGUGAAGUGCGAAAAAGAAGCGAUAGCAAAGAUGAUGAUAAAACAGUCACUAAGCUGGCUGGGACAACACUAAAAAAGUCGUCAUUCACCAAAAACUGCUGCAGUGUAUGAGAAGCAACUCCUUGGCCUCAAAGAAACAGACUUCUGUGGCAGUGGAAGAGGAAAAAAUGAAAAGCAUAGGUUGUUCCAGAUGAUCAGCAGAAGGAAAGAUGGAACCAACUUUUCAGCUAUGAGGCCCAUAAGAGUCUUUAAGCAAAAUUGAGAUAUGCUGCUUAUUGAAUGAACCAAGCCAAAAAGAAUAAAAUUCUGAGUUCGCCAGAGGAAUUACUCACUUCUUCAUUUAUGCAGUUAAGAUAAUUCCAUCUCAAAUCAGCUGUGCCUUCAUAAGCCAAUCUGCUUAUGCAAUCAUAAGCUCAUUCUCUGCCUUGCAUCGUGAAGAAAUUUGUGAUUCUUUAUCACUAUUCUUAAAGCUUGUGCAGUACUUGUUUUUGAAGGAUAUUCUGAAGCAAUCAACUUUUCCAUAUCGUGCAGCUUUCGAGAUCCUAGAAAAAGUAGUGAUGGCUUGGGAAUUGAACCUGAAUUGGAAGAAAAAUACAACUAUCUAGAACUCUCUAGAAAAAAAUGUACCCCUUCUUAUGCUGAAUUCCGAACGCUGCUGUUGGUAUUACAUAGGAUCUCUGAGCAGAAUGUAUAGCUUCUUCAUCUGUCAAGUGCCCUCCUGGAGUUUGGAGGGCAAUUUGGACUAUAACUGGAUGCUGUUUUGAAAUAUAAGAAGUUGAAGUCCCAGCAAUUCUGAAGAAUGCUAUGUAGAGAAUGGCUAUUAUAAAAUGUAGUAGAUUUAAUAAUGGUAGAUAACCUAGAGAAUAUUUCAGUUGUAAAUAUUGUUGCAGGGCUAUACCAUUUCAAACAACCUAGCAAUCAGGAAGAAAGCUGAGCUACAAAUUUUUGCCCUGAUGUUUUAAUUUUGGGUAGAUUAGACUAAAGUUGCAAAUGAUAUUUCUUCAUGGAUUCUCAGAAUUUGGAACCACAAGAUAUUUUGUAACGAAGGGUUCUAACUAGGUGUGCAUACACGCAUAGUGGAUUUAUAAUGAUCACACUUUUCUUGUCCACAUGCUGCAAUUUAAUGAUUCACUCCUCCUCUUCCCGAAUUUAAAGGAACAGAAGGCUGCAAAGGCUGAGAUUGUAGUCAUUACCUUCCCUUCUCCCCAGAAUAGUAAGUUGUUCUCUGAAACUGUUUGCUACCAUUUUUGUACUUUGAUGUCAAGAAGAAGGAUCAAAAUUUGUGAAACUUGAUCAAAAUCCUCAUUCUUGCUCUGGGUCUGAAUUGAACAUGAAAGCAACAAGGCCUCACUGAAGAAAAUACCGGAAAGCAAAUUCUCUAUAUAAAUAAUACUCAAAACCAGAAAGGAUUCCAAUCCUCCAACCCCAGGAGAGAUACUGGCCUUUGUAAAAUGAAUAGGUAUUUUGGCCUUCCCCCAAGGUAGAGGUGUCUUAUUGUGGCAAUUUUAAGACUUGUGGACUUCAAUUCCCAGAAUUCCCCAUCCAGCAUGGCUAGCUGGGGAAUUCUGUAAAUUGAAGUCCUCAGCUCUUAAAGUUGCCAAGGUUGGACAGCCCUGCCUCAAGGCAUUGCUUUGCAACAAGGGAACCAAUAGAAAGGUGUCUGAACUUCUUUGCAAGAAGUCUCCUUCAUGCUUGGAAAUUUAGAAAAGGUUUAUAAGAUUAACAUCUACAUGGACUACAUGAAAUCCACAACAUGCAACAUGUGCACUUUAAUAUGAUAUCAUAAUGAUAAUCCUUGAUGCUAUACAAAACCCCAACUUUCCUGAGAAUCUGAUAAAGAUCAGGAAAUGCAAAAGUUUGUCAUUCUGUUGGCUGGAUUGAGAGGCAGUUUUAUAUGUUUUUAAAGUUUUACUAGAUUCAUAUUUUUCUCCUUGAUAUAUAAAACUAAUCUGUUUUUCUAAAUUCAUAGGUUUUAUUUUGCUUUACUGUGUUAAGCGUUCUCAUUUUUAAGGAAGUUUUCAUAGUUGAGACAAUAGUUAGCUGAUCACAUUUGUCAAUUUCUGUCCAAAUUAGGAAAUGAAUUUAAAUUCUACAGGUCUUGAAAAUUAUUAAUUUCUCACAAGGCUAUGAGUAGAGAAAUCUAUUUCUCUCUACUCUGAUCUAGUGUCAGAAUUUUUUUUUACAGCUGGAUUCUUCAUACAUUUUUUACAACCUGGUUGAAAGCUCCAGAUUGUCUUACUGACCAACUUCACACCAUUUAGAUAAAUAAAUCGAAAAAAUAAAUACAUUCUUUAAUAAUCUGAACCUAACUGUACUGGAUUGAUUUUAGGUAUAAUAUGUGUUAGCCUUGGGCUCAUGUUUACUAUCCUUAUUCCUAACAAUCUAUGAUACAGUAUUUGAUCUUGAAGGACAUUCUAAGCUAAUUAUUUUAUUGUUAGUAUACAAGCCAAGCUCACAAGCCACAAUUUUCAUCCUUUGUUUCUUUAACUAGAGUUCCAUUGAGCUUGAACCCAGUGGAAGUUUGGAUAUUUGAAAGCUGAAAUACAAGUAGUUGAUAUUGGAGCAAUUUUUUCCAAAGCAGUUACCCACCAGACUACCCCAUAACUCCUGUUAACCCUAUGUAGCUUUACUGUUCUGUAGGAACUGGGGAAGUUCUAGAAUAAGAAUAUCUGGAAGUAUCUAUGUUCAAAUCUCCCUCAUAUAAUGUUAAACUGUACGUGAAGAUUGUGUCCCUGAAAAUGGUUGCUUUGUCAUCAGAUACAGAUCAGGGAAGCUUACAACACUACAGUCUUUUUAAUAGUGAGAAUGUUUUGAUGUAACAGUAGAAGAAAACCUAUAGAAUUAAGACGAGUUCAGAAAUGAAAGUUUUUGAUACUAAGCCAACCCCAAAGCACAAUUGUGCAAGUGAGUCACAAAUGUUUUGCAGAUUCUUAAUUCUUUUAUAUUUGUGCUUCUCCUAUACUGAUUGAAGAGUGAAGUUUUCACUCUUCUCUUAAUUAUUUUGAAAUUUUAAAUAUUUUUUUCAAAGUACCCUUUGAAAUCCUCGCUUGGGAUACAAAUAAAUCAGUGUAAGAUAGUUUGUUUUGUUUUUUUAAAUAAAGAUUAGUUCAUAUGAAUGAUAAACCAAUUACUGAGUAUGUGUUAAUUGCCUUGCUGAAUGACAUGCAUGUACAAACCUAGAUUUUUUAAAACACAGUAACAAGGCACUUAGCACUUGAAGCAAAAGAAGUAUUGGCUUUAUUAGUCCACCAAGACCAUAUAGUUUAAAUCAGCAGAGUUACACUUUCUAUAACUUGGGUUUCUCUUGAAGGACAGAUUCUAAAUCAGCAAUAUUUUGCAGGCGUGGUGUUCCAAUGCCAAGAGACAUUAGAGACUGUCUUUUCAGGGAGAGCUCCAUUCAUGCUAUAAGAUCUAGCCACAGAGAUUUUUUGAGACAGACUAAAAAUAUAACCAGGCUUCUAGAGUCACAGGAAGUAAUACAAUUUCUGCAUUGAGAAAAAUCACAGUAUGAAAGCCCUGAAUGAGUUGAGCUCGGCCAACUUCUGAAAAAAAUUGUUGAAUAUUUACCUUGUACUCUUAACUUCCAAAGUAAAUCUUUAUAUUUAUUUAGUUGUUACAUUAUAUACAUAUAUUUAUUUUUUUUCACAGGAAAAUAUAAUUGUUACUUUGGUAAAUUCUGUAUAUAAGAUGUAUUUUCAUUCAAUUAGUGAUCACAAAUUGUUUUGUCCUUACUGUCCUAUUGUUUAUAGCAUGUGCCAUUUUAAAGGCAAUAUUUGUCGCCCGGAAGAUUUAAUCUGUAAAAAGCUUUGGUAUGUAAAACAUGCUUUAAAAGGUUGUGUGCCCAAAAAUGUGCUGCAUCAUAUUUUCUUAGAAAUAAAAUUAUAGAAGCCA